This is a messenger RNA of Sabethes cyaneus, 1435 nucleotides long. RefSeq names its product retinol dehydrogenase 14. The record is from RefSeq and is a predicted model, not a curated record. The transcript is spliced from 4 exons. NCBI's taxonomy places the organism in Eukaryota, Metazoa, Arthropoda, Insecta, Diptera, Culicidae. Bases 360 to 1340 code for a protein of 326 amino acids.
CAUCAACGUUCACGUAGCAUUACAAAGUCGAACGUCAACUGCGUGUCGUUACACCGAGCACGCCUCGCCGGGAAUCAUGAUGGGGCAGCCGCCGGACAUAUCUGGCGGUCAGAUAGAGUUUCGCAGUUUAAAUUUCGUCGUCGGUGAAUUAACACGUCUGCGCUAAACUGCGGCGAUAAAGGCGCGCGCUAGUGUCGGGUCGGGCAAGUGUCGAUCGGAUUUCGUGAGUGUGGUGUAAUGCUGAAGAUAUCGGUACCAAUUUUGGUUUGAUUUUAAACCGACCGUGAGUGUUUGUGUGAUUUUAAAUCCAUUGAAAUAAUUUCAAGGUCGACCGUGGGGGUUAAAAGGUUUUCUAAAAAAUGUCGCUGACCGACUUUGCAUUCGUAGCUACUGCAAUCGCUAUAUUCAUUUCGUUUUAUAAAUACUACCUACAUCUAACGUGCGGAAGAAUCACCUCCAGUCGCAACAUGGAAGGGAAAACUAUCAUCAUUACCGGCGCAAACUCGGGCAUCGGAAAAGAGACCGCCCGCGAUCUGGCGAAACGAGGAGCCCGAGUUAUAAUGGCUUGUCGGAAUAUGGAAACGGCCAAGCAGGCCCGAGACGAAAUCAUCGCUGAGCACAGCAGCGCCAGCCUGCUGUUGAAGCACAUCGAUCUCAGUUUCUUGGCUUCGGUGCGACAGUUUGCGCAGGACAUUAACGCCACGGAAGCAGUCAUCGAUGUACUGAUUCAUAAUGCGGGCGUUGCUCAAGGCUACAACAAUAAAGUCACAUCCGAUGGGUUAGAAUUUACUAUGGCCACCAACUGCUACGGACCGUUCCUACUAACGCACCUGCUUAUUGAUCUGCUGAAAAAGUCAGACCAAGGGCGGAUAAUUUUCGUGUCAUCCAAGCUGUACCGCUUUACACGAGUACGAAAAGAUCUAAGCAACAUCAAUCCGAUCAACUAUUUCUCACUGUUUCCGGUGGAGUUGUACAACUUAUCCAAAUACGUUGAGAUUAUGUUCACGCAAGAAUUAGCUCGUCGGCUAAAAGGAACGAAAGUAACAGCGAAUUGCCUACAUCCAGGGGUAAUCGAUACCGGUAUCUGGCGAAACAUUCCAUUCCCGGUGAACUUGCUGUUCAAACCGAUACAGAUGUGCUUCCGAACGCCGGAGGAAGGUUCUCGGACAACCGUUUUCCUAGCCGUAUCACCGGACGUCGAGAGCGUCAGUGGGAAAUAUUUCCGCGGGUGCAAGGUAAACCAACUGAACCGCCAUGUACAGAACGAGGAUGUCCAGUGGAGGCUGUGGGAAGCAGCGAGAAGUCUGGUGAAAUUGACCGAUAGUGAUUCAAAAAUAUAGCUAGGAUGAGCUAGGGAAAAAGCUCGAUUAGUUAGUAUUUUCUAUUAGGCACGCGGGAGUAGACAAGAAAAUAAGUUAACUGGAAACAGAUCAGG